GAUAAACUACGUAUCAGAUGAAGAAAAUGAUUUCAAGAGACUCGAGUGUUGGUAUCGCCUCCAGAGCCAUAUAUCAAAACUGAUGGAGGAUCCAUACGAUCGAACAAACCUCGCCAAGAAUACCGGGGCUCAUAGAACCCCCAGAUUGAGCGACGCGUACAGUUUCUUGCAGUCACGAGGAACGAGAGGUGGCCCGGACUCUGAGGCAGCGAGCCAGGCUUCCAAAUUCUUGGACAGGUACUUGGCAAAUGGCCGGCUUUAUGAAGAAAGAACCGCCCAACUCUCGCAUUUGGAACGGCUUAGACGCCUAGAGGGCGUAUUACGCGAGUUCGCAAAUUCAAAGGGCAACAAGCGAUCGGGGGUCGCAGCCACUGUCAAACAAAUAUCGAACCACCUCAAGAGCAUCACGCAAACCGAAACACCAUUUUUGGCAGUGUUCCACCAAUUCCAGUACAACGUGUGUGACUUUAUAGCAACAGUCACCGGAGAAGGCAAAGUCGAUUAUACACGCGCUUUCAGUAAGCUUCGGGACGCCGCUGCCCACAGACAACAGCAAUGGGAGGCCCUGUACAACACCAUCGAGAAACUACGCUCCGAAAUCACGCGGAAGCAGCAAAUUAUCACUUGUUUGGGUUAUCGGCAUGUCCUUGAAAUGCUAUCGGAUAAGGAUUCAGUGCUAGCUCAAUUCACUUUUUCCGGAGAUCCUCCAUCCAGUGCGACUGCUAUUUGGAAAGUCACGUGGCAGCUCGCUGGAAAAGGAGCUCUUCGCCAUGGUUACGGAAUAUGUUCAGCGGGGUACUCCCGGAACGACUGGCACGAGCCUGACGGCUCCCGCUGCCUCUUCACAAAAAAAGCUUCUUCGCUCAUUACUCCAGCAUGACUUCAAUUUUGUGGCGGAGAGGAAACACAAAACAAUUAUGAAGAACACCGGGGCUAUCUCUGUACUCAGCAGUACUCUUGCAUCAUCGACCACCUCCGGAGCGGCCGGUACUUCCGCACUAAUUGCUCCCUCUGGGCUGAGCAGUACUGCUACAUCCAAGACGGCCUUCGGGAAGAGCACUGCUACCGGGUCCGGUACCGUC
Messenger RNA from Trematosphaeria pertusa, 1082 nucleotides. RefSeq lists its product as uncharacterized. The transcript is spliced from 2 exons. NCBI's taxonomy places the organism in Eukaryota, Fungi, Ascomycota, Dothideomycetes, Pleosporales, Trematosphaeriaceae. The record is from RefSeq and is a predicted model, not a curated record. The coding region runs from base 83 to 880 and encodes 265 amino acids.